UUUCUUACUGCGGUUAAUGACGGGUUACGGAAGGUGUUGUUUCAGGUCAUGAACCAUGUUGUGGCUUGGUUGAACGCGAUAUCGACGAUGAUCUUCGACCGACGGGACAACAAUAAGCCGCCUUUACGGGCUGACCCUGCCGCAACACUGAAGCAUUAUUCGGACCAAAAUGACCGGAAGGCUGAGAAAAGGUUUGAUGCUUUCUUCUGGGAUCAGAAAUAUCCUCUUUUAGCCCCUGAGGCUGCUCCUAUCCUCCUGCACCUGGAAGUUCUUGAUUUUCUAGUGAAGCAUCUCAACGACUUCAGAAACCCAGCAGUCAAGCUAUACCUCGAUCAAGCGCCUAAAGAAAUCGACUACGCUUAG
Molecule: messenger RNA, 363 nt
Organism: Fusarium oxysporum Fo47
Lineage: Eukaryota; Fungi; Ascomycota; Sordariomycetes; Hypocreales; Nectriaceae
Exons: 1
Source: RefSeq, a predicted model, not a curated record